AUGUCAGGUCAGGAUUAUUAUAGUCAGGGUCAAGCCCACGGCCAGGGCUACGGCUACAGCCACAACGGCGCAAACCAGCAACAGCCUGCUUAUGGAGCCUACAACCAGGGCUAUCCUCCUCAAGACCAGCCGUACGGGCAGCAGGCGCAGGGCCAGUAUGGACAGCAAGCUCAAGGGCAAUAUGGGCAACACAGUCCUUACCCCCAGGGACAGAGCCCAUAUCCUCCGCCUUCGCACGACUCGUAUGGACAAACUCCCCAGCACGGCUAUGGUGCGCCUCCAUCGGAACAUUACCAGCAGAGCUACGACCCAAACCGCAGCACCUCUCCUUACCCACCUCCCGCGCAUCAACAGCAAGGCUACAAUGACCCGAACCAGCAAUACGGAGGGCAUCAGCAAGUAGGCUACCAUGAUCCCAACCAGCAACACGGCGCACAUCAGCAACAGGGUUAUCAAGACCAACAACAAGGCUAUGGCGCGCCUCAAUACGGCCAACCUGGUGCUCCAGGCGGACCCGCUGACGGCGACCGUGGUCUUGGCUCUACCCUGAUCGGAGGUGCUGGUGGCGCAUUUGUAGGCAACAAGCUUGGUGGUGGAGCCAUGGGCGCCGUAGGAGGAGCGCUAUUGGGUGCCGUUGCUGCCAACUUUGUGAGCGACAAGAAAGAAAAGAAAGACAAGAAGCACAAAAAGCAUAAGAAGCAUGAUAGCUCCGACGAAGGCUCGCAUCAUGGUUCCCAUCACGGCUCUCAUCACGGCUCUCACCAUGGUUCUCAUCACGGGUCCUCGCACCACUCGCAUCAUGAACAUGGUGGUCAUCAUAAGCACAGGAGCCACAGCAAACGUAGGGACAGCUCUAGUUCCAGCAGUUCAUCAGAUUGA
Messenger RNA from Pyrenophora tritici-repentis Pt-1C-BFP, 879 nucleotides. RefSeq lists its product as uncharacterized. The record is from RefSeq and is a predicted model, not a curated record. NCBI's taxonomy places the organism in Eukaryota, Fungi, Ascomycota, Dothideomycetes, Pleosporales, Pleosporaceae.